Messenger RNA from Gambusia affinis (western mosquitofish), 1534 nucleotides. It is a transcript of the gene tedc1, whose product is annotated as tubulin epsilon and delta complex 1. NCBI's taxonomy places the organism in Eukaryota, Metazoa, Chordata, Actinopteri, Cyprinodontiformes, Poeciliidae. Bases 131 to 1234 code for a protein of 367 amino acids. The transcript has 7 exons. The record is from RefSeq and is a predicted model, not a curated record.
AACUGCCAAUAGAAAUCAGGAAGGAAUUCUGAACGCGAAACGAUUCUGAUGCUCCGCGGAGCGGGUAGUGUCCGUGGUUCGGUAGUGUCUGUGGGUCCGGCACCGUGUUUCCGUGGAUUCCGAGGCCGAAAUGCAGCGCAGCAAGGCGGCUGGGAGUGUGGAAGUGAGGCGGGUGAUCGGAGCUCUCUGCCGGCUGCUGGCGGGGCUCGGUGUGGAUCCUGUCCCCGCGCCGGAGGCUUUCCGACGGGCCAAGUUUGGAGGAGGACCCGAGGAUUCCUUCUUGCUGCUGCUCUCCAACAUCCUUCAGAGGUCAGGGGUCAUUUCCUCUAAGACCAUCUGCCAGCCGACGGGAGGGAGCAGGGAGCUGGUGGCGGCGGGCCUUUGGCAGAGCGGUUACCAUGGCGACUGGACUUCGGGUGGGCCCAGUUCCGACCCGCUGCUGGCGCUGGGCUGGCUGCUGGCCCAGGGAAUUCUGGAGAAGCUGCUGGCGGCUCGGGCCGCCGAGCUGGACCGCAUGCUGUUGGACACCAGCCCGGCAACGACCGGAACCAAAACUUUAGAAGCCACCGGGCCGGACAGCGUCUCGCUGAGGACACUGCAAUGGCUGAUGGGACGUCUGAGACACCAGGGACGGACGCUGCUGUCCACCGCGGGAGGACAGACGCGAGCGCUGCACGACGUACUUUCCACCAGCCAGGUUUGCUCUCCCGCUCCCCCUGCUGGCCAAAGCUCUGCGGCGCUGACAGAGGACAGCGUGUGCGUCCAGCAGCUCUGUGAUAUCCUGGAGGCGUACCUGAGUUGGAGACGGGUCGAGGACAUCUUCUGGACCUGGAUGGACAGCGUGGCAGACCGCCGUCACACCGGUCCCCACGCCGCCACAUCCUUCCAGGGGCUGGGGAUGUGUCACCAUGGCAACCAGGGGCUGGCCCAGCUGGAGCAGGUGCUGAUGAGGUUGCCCAUCACGCAGGAAACUGAGAGUCUCCGGGGUCAGAGGUCAGAGGACGAUCCAGCUUGCAGGUCUCCUGUCCUCUCUGUUCCCUCCGUCUGUCAGGUGUGGCGUCCCCGGCUGCAGGCGGGGUCCCGAGGGCCGCCUGCAGCCCCCCCGGCUUUAGCGCGCCUCCUGCAGGCGGAGCGGCUGCUACUGCGGCACAGAGCGGCAAGGCGUCUGGCCAACAGGAAGCGACUGCGGCUGCUGAUGCGGGGUCUGCGGCGGCAGGUCUUCGUCCCGCUGUAGGGGAGGAGCUAUUGGUGUUGAUGGAGAGUGGAGCGGCGUUCGGAUCAGAACCGGUUCCUCUGCUGGUCAGAAACCUCAACGUAUCGCUACGUCAACUGGUCUUCUGGUGCCAUGGCGAUCACCAUGAGAACUGAACUGCAUCCAUUUUGAAGUGAUUCUAAAUGGAAGACAGGACUUUACUCCAGAAAUGUUCGGUUCUGGGAAACUCUACGACUAGAGUGGAAAGCUGAGUGGAAGGAAAAAGUUUGGUGGAUGGAGGUUCUGAAUGUUGUGAACAGAAAUAAAUAUUGAAAUAUUUCA